Anopheles marshallii is the source of this 3390-nucleotide messenger RNA. RefSeq names its product tyrosine-protein kinase receptor torso (gene tor). The record is from RefSeq and is a predicted model, not a curated record. Gene Ontology annotation, cellular component: signaling receptor complex. The coding region runs from base 1 to 3390 and encodes 1129 amino acids. Gene Ontology annotation, biological process: protein phosphorylation; multicellular organism development; cell surface receptor protein tyrosine kinase signaling pathway. The transcript is spliced from 14 exons. Gene Ontology annotation, molecular function: transmembrane receptor protein tyrosine kinase activity; protein binding; ATP binding. Lineage: Eukaryota; Metazoa; Arthropoda; Insecta; Diptera; Culicidae.
AUGCACGUGAUCGUUUUGAAGUACGUGCAAGUCCUGUGCAUUACCAUCUUCUUCUCGAACAACAUCAACUGCGACAAGCUGCUGCUCCACAAUGAGCAGGAGGACCAAGAGCUGUACCGGAUCGGUGCGUGUACGGCCGCGUGUAUGGCCGGUACGUACAGGACGGAACAGAAUGAAACGCUACCGCCCGACAUGGAGCAACUCAAGACCAUCGGCCAUUGCUAUAAGCUCUGCUCGGAAGACACACGCCCCCUGUCCGCCUGGAAACCGCUGGUGCAGCGCCAGGACCCAUCGUUACGCAUUAAUCUCAUCUGCCGCGACAGCACCAACCUGAUCAUCGAGAUCAAACCGAAACGCAACGGUGGUGAUGAUGAUGAUGCCCGUGCUAUGAUGAACCUUAGCUCACCCGAGGGAAAUCAGAACCAAUUAAGUGCACUUCUCGAUGCGGCUGUCGAAUCCUCCGAAUCGGUAUCGUCCCGUAACAGACGAGCUAUCGGGGCCGAUGGACCACUGCCCGCCGGAUUACUAACCGAACGUCAAAAAGCUUCCGCCACUUCGCGGGCAAACCUGCUGCAGGAACCGGGCGCUUCGGGCGAGCGGUUCGCGAAAAUCGAUGCGUCCUCGCUGAAUACGGCUGGAGGGCCAUCUGCCGACGUUCCCGAUGUCGCGGUCAAGGUUCAGAAGGAUCGCGGGAAUUACGCGCGAGCGUUACCGACAUCGCAGCGUGUGCGCCCGGUGCCCAUCUAUCUGGUGAAGGUGCAGGAGAGCGAGCAGGAACUCGGGGACCGGAUCGUCUAUAUGAGUAAUGCAUCUUUGGUAAAGAUUGAAAAUCUUGCUCCCAACAAGCGGUACAACGUUACGGCGACCAUGCUAACGUCGGAGUACGAGUAUUACUACGUCGAGAAGCAUCAGUUCCGGACCUUACCGUUGGACUACAUGCCGGGUACGAUUACGGAGGUGAAGGUGGAGCGUUUUGAGCCGAAUGUAAAAGACAUCCGUUUGGUCGAUGCCGUCAUUUCGUGGAAUCCAGCAAAAGAUAAAACAUGUCACUAUGAAAUCUUAUGUCACGCCAGUCAUUCGCCAGACUUUCAGCUGAAACCAAUCGACGUCCAACAGCCCGAAGUUCUUUACAAGUACACCAUCAAAUCGUUAAAGCUCAGUGCCAACUACAUGAUUGCGGUCCGAUCAAAGAACACCAAAAAUGCGAUGAAAGAAAGUCAACUGCAUUGGCAACCGUUCCACACGCCCAGCUGUACCAACCUCACGAACGGCACGCAGAUGUGCGCGCCGGAACCGAUUAUGAACGUGCGUGUCACUCAAUUACCGCUGUACAGUGACCACUAUCAGCUGAACAUCAGCUGGGAUCGUCCUGCCAUCGCGCCCGAUUCGUACGUGGUGAAAGUGUACGAUCUGCACGAUCCCGAAACAGAAACACCGGCCAACUCGUUGACCAGAAACAUUACCGGGGAUGCGGUCGGGUUGCUGAUUGAUUCGUUCGAAAUGUUUGGACCACAUUUCGAGGUAUUAAUUUUUGCAUACUCCGUAGUGGGCGUAUCAUCCCAAAGUGCUAUCAAAACGCUUCAAAUAGGACGUGUUAGCUCCGCAGAAUCAUGGAUACGGACCAAGUUGGUUUUCAUCAUUCUGACACCGGUGCUGAUGAUUGGACUGUUGAAAAUUUCCAUUUCACUCAUCUGUCGAAGAAGGGCCAAGCUGAAGCGGUACGAGGAACGGUGCGAAUACUUUAAGGAACUGGAGCAGAAGGCACCAGUUGAUCCGAGCACUGAGUUUGAACCAACGUCAAAGCAGAUGCAGGAUCUGCUCGCUUCCAGCCAUCCAUUCUCGGCGGAUUUGAUAGCGCCCAUUAACGAUGAGCUUGAGAUAGAGGUGGAACACAUCAAACUGCACGACAUGCUGGGUGAGGGUGCAUUCGGGCUGGUUCGCAAGGGUGUACUUCAGCGGGAUGAUAGCGACGGUGCACCACACAAACCGGUGGCGGUAAAGAUGCUGAAAGAAUGUCCCCGUGUGGAGGAUAUUAUCGAGUUUCGGCGGGAAAUGGAGGUAAUGAAGUCGGUCGGUACCCAUCCACACAUAGUCGGUAUCGUCGGACACUGUACGAAAAAUGUGCGCAAAAUGAUGCUGCUCACGGAGUACUGUGGUCGGGGUAACUUGCUCAACUAUUUGCGCCUCCAGUGGCAACGAUUGUUGAGACAAAACCGCACUGCACUGUCGCUCAACGGCACCACCACCGCAACGCCGUCGAUGGUGCCCGAUUCUUUGGACGGUACGGCCGAACACGAAUGCCUAACACCAUCGCUGGACAACAACAAAAUGCCCGAGAACGUGUUCAACUUCGACACAUCGUUCGUGAACGAUAAGAAAUCCUUCACGUACAAAAACCUCUCCGACCAUCGGCAGACACUGUUGGGUGGGUUUGCCACCAGCGAUGGUGGCCGCCGACAUUCGCCACAAAUUAUCGAAAACAAGCUCUAUCCACUGUUUACCGAGGAUAAUGAAGGUGACGAAACGUCGAAGCUAACGCGCAAAGCGUUCUGCACGAAUGCUUGCAAGAACGCAGUAGAGAUCCUCGACGGGCAGCAACGUGGAGUGAUAGGCAGGGAUUCGAAGAAGGCUUGUGACGGUGUAAAGAGCAACGUGCGAAUUAAUCCUUGCAGUUGCCACAGCUUAACGCUCGAUUCGGCCCUCACGCAUAACACCGUGGAGAAUCGGUGCUACCAAAGUUGCUCCCCGUCGGCGAAGGAUGGUGGAAAGGAAGAUGAUCCGUUGCCAAACAGUGGCCAGCUGUUGGAAUUUUGCCGCCAGAUAGCUCUUGGAAUGGAAUUUCUCGCUCGCAACAAGGUGGUGCAUCGUGAUUUGGCCGCUCGGAACGUGCUGGUGUGUGAUAAUAAUACGGUGAAAAUAGCAGAUUUUGGACUGAGCCGUGACAUCUAUCAGGAAAAUCUGUACCGCAAAACGAGCAAUGGGAAGUUACCGAUCAAGUGGCUCGCACUGGAAUCGAUGACGCAUCAGGUCUACACGUCCCAGAGCGAUGUGUGGUCGUAUGGGAUACUGCUGUACGAAAUAUGCACUCUCGGGGGUAGUCCGUAUCCAUCCAUUUCCACCAACAAGCUGCUACGGUAUCUGGAAAGUGGCUACCGAAUGGAACGACCGAAAAGUUGCAGUGAACUGCUAUACGAUUUAAUGCAUUCCUGCUGGAAUCUACAUCCCGGAGAGCGGCCCACGUUUAGCAAAAUCGUGCAUACGGUCGAGUUGUUACAGCAGAAGGACGCUACCAACGAGCCGGUCAUUAUCGAUCUGAACGCGAUUGCUGAUAGCCAUUGUAUAAAAAAUGCGACAGAAGAAAAUUCAUACUUAAAACCGGUUGAGUAUUAG